Messenger RNA from Microplitis mediator, 665 nucleotides. It is a transcript of the gene Atg12, whose product is annotated as autophagy protein 12-like. Gene Ontology annotation, biological process: autophagosome assembly; autophagy of mitochondrion; nucleophagy. NCBI's taxonomy places the organism in Eukaryota, Metazoa, Arthropoda, Insecta, Hymenoptera, Braconidae. Gene Ontology annotation, cellular component: cytoplasm; Atg12-Atg5-Atg16 complex; phagophore assembly site membrane. Bases 133 to 573 code for a protein of 146 amino acids. The transcript is spliced from 3 exons. The record is from RefSeq and is a predicted model, not a curated record.
AUUGUCAAUACAAUCAGACAUAACCUCCAAAUUAUUAUACACUGAUACUUUAUGACUAACAUUUAUUUUUUAAAAAAUUCUAAUGGACUUUUAAAAUAUUUUAUUAGUAUAAUUAUUAAAUAUAUAUGAAUAAUGGCUGAUAAAGAAGAAGAAGAAAGUGUAACUCCAGUGACAAGUGAUAACGCAGGUGAUAAUACGACAGAUAAACCAGCAGUUGAAGAAGCUGAGUUAGAAUCAUUGAAACAGACACUUUCUGAAACAAAUUUAUCAGGAAAUGAUGGAUCUCAAUCAGCACCAAAGGAUAAAACUAAAAUUGAUAUUUUAUUAAAAGCUGCUGGCAAUGCUCCGAUUAUGAAGAAGAAAAGAUGGUCAGUGAGUCCAGAACAACAUAUUGGAUGGAUAUCGGAAUUUAUUAAGAAAUAUUUAAAACUCGACACAAAUGAAAGACUGUUCCUGUAUAUCAACCAGACAUUCGCACCAGCACCCGAUCAAACAGUUCAAAAUCUGUAUGAUUGCUAUGGGACUGAUGGGAAAUUAAUUAUUCAUUAUUGUAAAAGUCAAGCAUGGGGUUGAAUUUAAUUAUGAUUAAUAAUAAUGAUAUUUAAUUCUUAAGUUAUUUAAAUAAAAUAAUAAGGCGGUAAUAUUAAGUCCAUUUUUUUUUUUUA